This is a messenger RNA of Gopherus flavomarginatus (Mexican gopher tortoise), 1916 nucleotides long. Its product is annotated as gastrula zinc finger protein XlCGF57.1-like. The coding region runs from base 24 to 1916 and encodes 630 amino acids. The record is from RefSeq and is a predicted model, not a curated record. NCBI's taxonomy places the organism in Eukaryota, Metazoa, Chordata, Testudines, Testudinidae. Gene Ontology annotation, molecular function: DNA-binding transcription factor activity, RNA polymerase II-specific; RNA polymerase II cis-regulatory region sequence-specific DNA binding. The transcript has 7 exons. Gene Ontology annotation, biological process: regulation of transcription by RNA polymerase II.
UCCUUUGUGCCGGCAGCGGGGCCAUGGCCGGGCCGGGAGCGCAGCCCGCGAGGCUACAGAAUAACGUCCACGUUUUGCUCCAGAUCAUCCCAUCCUCCCAGGGGGAAGGCAAUGGCUGCAAUGGAGCUGGCUCAGGCUACAGAAUAACGUCCACAUUUUGCUCCAGAUCAUCCCAUCCUCCCAGGGGGAAGGCAAUGGCUGCAAUGGAGCUGACUCAGGAUCCAGUGACUUUCGAGGAGGUGGCUGUGUAUUUCACUAGGGAGGAAUGGGCUCUUCUGGACCCUGUUCAGAGAGCCCUCUACAGGGAUGUCAUGCAGGAGAACUAUGAGACGGUGACCUCGCUGGUAGGGUUUCCAGUUUCCAAACCUGAUAUAAUCUCCCAGGUGGAACGAGGGGAAGAGCCGUGGGUCCCAGACCUCCAGGGCUCUGAGAAAGGAGUGCUUCCAAGAGCUGCCUGCACAGGUAGUGACCUGUGUCUGGAUUCUCCCGGUCUCCCAUCAGGUGAUGGGAUGGUGAGUGAGAAUGAGGAGGAGAAACCCCAUCAGGAAGAUGCUGAGCGAAGAGAAGCACAUGGAAUGUUAUCAGGAAGAUCCAAAGAGAAUGUUUCCAGGAGUUGUGCACUCCCAGAAAAACCAAAAGCCUGUGAGACUCAGGGGAGGCCAGAGGGAAACUUGAGUAGCCUCUCAGACCUUAUAACAAGUGGCAGAAUCAACUUGGAAGAGACACGCUACAGGUGCCAUGAGUGUGGGAAAAGCUUCAAUUGGAGCUCUACCCUUGUCAGACAUCACAGAAUCCACACAGGAGAGACGCCUUAUACGUGCACUGAGUGUGGGAAAAGCUUCAGUCAGAGCUCAGACCUUAUCACGCAUCAGAGAAUCCACACGGGAGAGAAGCCUUACACAUGCACUGAGUGUGGAAAAAGCUUUAGUUGGAGCUCUACCCUCAAUGCACAUCGUAGAAUCCACACAGGAGAGACGCCCUACACAUGCUCUGAGUGUGGAAAAAGCUUUAAUUGGCGCUCAGACCUUAUCACACAUCAGAGAAUCCACACAGGAGAGAAGCCCUACACAUGCUCAGAGUGCAGGAAAAGCUUCAGUCAGCACUCACACCUUAUCACACAUCAGAGAAUCCACACAGGAGAGAAGCCCUACACAUGCUCAGAGUGUGGGAAAAGCUUUAGUUGGAGCUCAUACCUUAUCAGACAUCAGAGAAUCCACACAGGAGAGAAGCCCUACACAUGCUCAGAGUGCGGGAAAAGCUUUAGUUGGAGCUCACACCUUAUCGGACAUCAGAGAAUCCACACAGGAGAGACGCCUUAUACGUGCGCUGAGUGUGGGAAAAGCUUUAUUUGGAGCUCAGACCUUAUCAAACAUCAGAGAAUCCACACAGGAAAGACACCCUAUACAUGCGCUGAGUGUGGGAGACGCUUUAGUUGGCGCUCACACCUUAUCGGACAUCAGAGAAUCCACACAGGAGAGACGUCGUACACGUGCAGUGAGUGUGGGGAAAGCUUUAGUUGGCACUCACACCUUAUCGGACAUCAGAGAAUCCACACAGGAGAGAUGCCUUAUACAUGCGCUGAGUGUGGGAAAAGCUUUAGUCGGCGCUCAAACCUUAUCAGACAUCAGAGAAUCCACACAGGAGAGACGCCUUUUACGUGCGCUGAGUGUGGGAAAAGCUUCAAUCGGAGCUCUACCCUGAACACACAUCGUAGAAUUCACACAGGAGAGACGCCUUACACAUGUGCUGAGUGUGGGAAAAGCUUCAGUCGGAGCUCUACCCUGAACACACAUUGUAGAAUCCACACAAGAGAGACGCCAUACACAUGCACUGAGUCAGAGCUUUCAGUCACGUACUAUGGCAACUUACUGAAUGUCACGCAAAUUAGUCCAUUCCUCCCCAUAGUCGGUCUCUGA